This is a messenger RNA of Scatophagus argus, 1645 nucleotides long. Its product is annotated as RING-HC_RNF170 domain-containing protein. The transcript is spliced from 7 exons. The record is from RefSeq and is a predicted model, not a curated record. NCBI's taxonomy places the organism in Eukaryota, Metazoa, Chordata, Actinopteri, Scatophagidae. Bases 429 to 1196 code for a protein of 255 amino acids. Gene Ontology annotation, molecular function: ubiquitin protein ligase activity.
AUUCCGCAAAUAUCUCCUAGUUAACGGGAUUAACGCGCUAAAUAUGGCGAGGAUAGCUCAAACUGAAGGAGGCUGUAGCACUCAUGUUAAUUUUGAAUUAUUUUAGCCUGCAGUACCCGCCAUAGACUGUCUAACAGACGGCCAGCUCGGUGCUCCUCAUCUCGCUACAUGUCGUACCCGCACGACUGACUGUGAAAUGACUGACAGCUGCAACUGAAGCUAAUCUCCGUAAAUACGAUGUAGCCUACAAACAGUCGCUGGCGACCGUCUGCUCUCGUUCAUAUUUUUUCGUCAUUUUCUCUGCGCUGACAAACUGUUUUCGCUGACACCCCCACCCCACCACCUACAAACAGUGAUGCUGUCAGGCAGCACUUAACUUCCUCCUAGGAGUUAGUGACUACCUGUCAACUGCUGUUUCUAGCUCAGUUAUGCACCCCUACCACAGCUCCCAGUCCAGGCCGGACCGUCUUCCCUCUGAUGGUCACGGUCACCUUGGGUCAUCCAGAUCUCCGGCGUACACACCUGUGCAUUCAGCAUCAAUGUAUACAAGCUGCCACAAGGAACCUACACAAUCAUGUGCUUCCAUGAGUCGAGACUGGCAUUGUCCUGUCUGCCUUCAGACGGCGAGCUUCCCAGUCCAGACCAACUGUGGACAUUUGUUCUGUGCUCCCUGUCUGAUCGCCUACUGGAGACAUGGGCCCUGGUUGGAUGCCAUCAGCUGCCCUCUCUGCAGAGAGAAGGUCAGUGUGCUGUGUAAUCUAUUUAACGAGAGCCGAUCAGACCUUCAGUCUAAGGAAGUUCUCGGGGAAAUCACAGACUACAACAAACGUUACUCCGGAGCCCCUCGGAGGGUUACAGACUACCUGUGUGAUGCGCCCCUUCUCCUGCAGCUAAUGGUGCGAGGCCUGGGUAACAUGGGAGGACUCGUGUGGCUGUUUUUCUUCAGGGUGGCCUUGUGCUGUGUGGGGACCAUGGUGUCCAUCUCUUCCCCUCCUCUAGAGCCCACCUCCUCAUCAGAAAAUCCCUUGGAAACAGACCCCUCCCUCUGUGGACUGCUGGGGCUCCUGGAUGACCUGGUGGUGGUCAUCCUGCUCCUUAUCUGUGUUAUCAACAUCAAUCAGCAAAUGGCGCCGGAGAGAGGAGGACAUCCUCCAAAUGCUUCAACCUCACGAGGCGUAAUGGGGAGUUCGUUAUAGACAGAGUGUCAGCACGAGUCUGACAUGGACUUUCAUUGGAUUUCUUCCUUCUGGGGUAACUCGUUGGAUCAGCUUAUGCAAGAAUAUUGACAACAGCACAGUACGCAGCAGUGGAGAUGUUAGCUGGCUUUUGAGCUUUUCAGACUGUGGACUUAGUCUCCAGGCCUGUUUGUCAAGUGUUUACAAAGCUUGAGUGAUAGCUAGAAUACAGUGUCUUGCAGGGUGUGCUGGUUCAGCUGUGGUCACAAAUCCAUAUUCUUUACAUAAUUUCAUCUUUAUAUUUUGAUUAGAAGUAUUUUUUUAGCAUCUUAGUCAUCAUAGAAAUGGCCACAGCAUCAUUUUUACUCACAAAGUUCACAAAAUGCUGCCAUGUCAGUACUGUAAUAUUGACAUCUAUGUAAAUAGUUAUUAAUGUAUGUUGAAGUUAUGUUUUUGUGUGUAAAAUAAAU